This is a messenger RNA of Aspergillus viridinutans, 405 nucleotides long. RefSeq lists its product as uncharacterized. The transcript has a single exon. The coding region runs from base 1 to 405 and encodes 134 amino acids. The record is from RefSeq and is a predicted model, not a curated record. Lineage: Eukaryota; Fungi; Ascomycota; Eurotiomycetes; Eurotiales; Aspergillaceae.
AUGCUGUCGCAGAGAUAUACCAGUCGGCAACGAGGCCAGAGUUGCCUGUGUCAUGGAACUAGUUAUAGGGCGAGAGGCGAACGCCUACACGGUCAGCCUGAUGGCCUCGGACAUCGCCUCGAUGACUUCGAGGACAAAGCGGCAGCGGUUAGCGAUGGAGUGUCUGUCAUCGUCGGUCCGGAUGUUGACGUCGUCAUGGAGGAACUGGUCGAGGAUAUAUCGUUCACCCCUGACGGGUCUGCUGGACUCAAACCAAUGCACGCUCUAGGCAGAGAGAUACCAUUGAUCUCAAUCCCAUCGACAACGGCUUCGAUGGCUGGCUUCGAUGGCUGGCUUCGAUGGCUGGCUUCGAUGGCUGGCUUCGCCGGCGUGUUGUGUUUGGUCCAUCCAGGGUCGUCCCACUGA